AUGAAAAAAGAAGAGCCUGUAACCCCGUUUGGGAGGGUGUUCCUGCAGGAAGAAGGGAACCAUGUUAUCAAUUGUGCAAUGAGUUUCAAAAACCCAGUCAGUAUAGAAUCCGUUAAAGCCGAAUUCAAAAACUCCAUUUUUGUUCAACACCCAAGAUUUCACAGUGUGGUAAGAAACAAGAAUAAUGGUGAAGAAUAUUGGAAAAGAGGUGAUGUAAAUCUAGACAAACACAUAUUUCUCGUGCAAGACAUCGACCAUGGUGAUUCGUGGACAUCCAACACUCCUAACAAUGACGAGAUCGUGAAUGCAUAUUUGGCAGAUCUUGCUGUUUCAUCUCCUCUCAGCAUUGAUAAACCAUUAUGGGAAUUGCAUGUAUUGAAGGAUCAAAAUUGUCUAGUAUUGAGAGUCAAUCAUUCUUUAGGUGAUGGGGUAUCUGUAAUAUCUUUAGUUUUAGCUAUGUGUAGGAAAGUUGACCAGCCUGAUCAAUUACCCAGCAUCCCUAAAAACAACAAGAAAAGUAGUAAUAGUAGGAUCAAUAUGUGUAAGAUGACCCGGAGAUUGGUAAUGCAGAUAUGGUUAACUAUUGUUUAUGUAAUGAGUUUCUUACUUAGAGUUUUGUAUUUGAAAGAUGCUAAAUGCAAGAUUAGGGGUGGGAAUGGUGUUGAACUAUGGCCUAGGAAGCUUGCUACUGCUAAGUUCAAGCUAGACGACAUGAAAUCUGUCAAGAAUGCUGUCCUUAACGCUGAUAUGGCAAAUUUGGUGAAGAGCAUUUCGGUGUCAAGUUGGUGGGGUAACAAAUUUGGAUACAUUUUAUUCCCAAUUUAUCCCCAUAAAAGAGUUGGUAACGAUCCACUUCAAUAUGUCAAGAACGCCAAAGAAAUGCUUGACAAGAAGAAACUAUCUUUCGAAGCUCCUAUCACUUAUGCUAUUACUAAAUCAGUAAUGUUACUUUUGGGUCCCAGGGCCACGUUUUUGUUUAUCAACAGGGGUGUUUGUAAUACAAGUUUUAUGAUAUCGAAUGUCGUUGGUCCACAAGAAGAGAUUAUGUUCGGAGGAAAUCCAAUAACUUCAUUACGAGCAACUUCGUCAAGCACUCACAAUGGAUAUAUAAGUUACUUUGGAAAAGCAGAAAUGAAUAUUCUUGUGGCUAGAGACAUUAUACCAGACCCUCAAUUCCUCGCCAAGUGUUUUGAAGAUGCAUUGCUUGAAAUGAAGGACGCUUCUACUGCUGCUUCUGUUAAGACAUGA
This is a messenger RNA of Papaver somniferum (opium poppy), 1248 nucleotides long. RefSeq names its product O-acyltransferase WSD1-like. Gene Ontology annotation, molecular function: diacylglycerol O-acyltransferase activity; long-chain-alcohol O-fatty-acyltransferase activity. The transcript is spliced from 4 exons. The coding region runs from base 1 to 1248 and encodes 415 amino acids. Gene Ontology annotation, cellular component: plasma membrane. NCBI's taxonomy places the organism in Eukaryota, Viridiplantae, Streptophyta, Magnoliopsida, Ranunculales, Papaveraceae. The record is from RefSeq and is a predicted model, not a curated record. Gene Ontology annotation, biological process: triglyceride biosynthetic process.